This is a messenger RNA of Merops nubicus (carmine bee-eater), 984 nucleotides long. RefSeq names its product BUB3 mitotic checkpoint protein (gene BUB3). Gene Ontology annotation, molecular function: ubiquitin binding. Gene Ontology annotation, biological process: mitotic spindle assembly checkpoint signaling. The coding region runs from base 1 to 984 and encodes 327 amino acids. Gene Ontology annotation, cellular component: mitotic checkpoint complex; kinetochore; bub1-bub3 complex. The record is from RefSeq and is a predicted model, not a curated record. Lineage: Eukaryota; Metazoa; Chordata; Aves; Coraciiformes; Meropidae. The transcript has 7 exons.
AUGAAAACGAUGACGGGAUCAAACGAGUUCAAACUAAACCAGACUCCAGAUGAUGGGAUUUCAUCAGUGAAGUUUAGUCCAAAUACAUCUCAGUUUCUGCUUGUCUCCUCCUGGGACACGACUGUCCGCCUCUAUGAUGUUCCUGCCAACACCAUGAGACUCAAGUAUCAGCAUUCAGGAGCUGUCCUUGACUGUGCCUUUUAUGAUCCUACCCAUGCCUGGAGUGGAGGAUUAGAUCAGCAAUUAAAAAUGCAUGAUUUAAACACGGACCAAGAAAACCUUGUUGGUGCCCAUGAUGCUCCUAUCAGGUGUGUUGAGUAUUGCCCAGAAGUGAACGUCAUGGUGACUGGAAGCUGGGAUCAAACAGUUAAACUGUGGGAUCCCAGAACUCCCUGUAAUGCAGGAACCUUCUCUCAGCCUGAAAAGGUGUACACGCUCUCUGUGUCUGGAGACAGGCUGAUUGUGGGGACAGCAGGGCGGAGGGUGCUGGUCUGGGACCUGCGCAACAUGGGCUACGUCCAGCAGCGGAGAGAAUCAAGUCUGAAGUACCAGACCCGCUGUAUCAGGGCCUUCCCAAAUAAACAGGGCUAUGUUUUAAGUUCCAUUGAAGGUCGUGUUGCGGUGGAAUAUUUGGAUCCAAGUCCAGAAAUCCAGAAGAAGAAAUACGCAUUCAAGUGUCACCGUUUGAAGGAAAACAACAUUGAGCAGAUUUAUCCAGUUAAUGCCAUUUCCUUCCAUAACGUCCACAACACGUUUGCUACAGGAGGCUCGGAUGGGUUUGUGAACAUCUGGGACCCGUUUAACAAGAAGAGGCUGUGCCAGUUCCACCGGUACCCCACGAGCAUCGCCUCGCUGGCCUUCAGCAGCGACGGCACCACCCUGGCCAUCGCCUCCUCCUACAUGUACGAGAUGGACGACAUCGAGCACCCCGAGGACGGCAUCUACAUCCGCCAGGUGACGGACGCCGAAACUAAACCCAAGUGA